This is a messenger RNA of Glossina fuscipes, 2959 nucleotides long. RefSeq names its product glutamate receptor ionotropic, kainate 2-like. The transcript has 16 exons. Gene Ontology annotation, biological process: modulation of chemical synaptic transmission; monoatomic ion transport; synaptic transmission, glutamatergic. The coding region runs from base 1 to 2796 and encodes 931 amino acids. Gene Ontology annotation, molecular function: transmitter-gated monoatomic ion channel activity involved in regulation of postsynaptic membrane potential; glutamate-gated receptor activity. Lineage: Eukaryota; Metazoa; Arthropoda; Insecta; Diptera; Glossinidae. Gene Ontology annotation, cellular component: plasma membrane; postsynaptic membrane. The record is from RefSeq and is a predicted model, not a curated record.
AUGAUCAGCGGACAGGCGAACAAAAAUAUAGAUGUACGACAACACCGCGACUCACAAAUUUAUACAUAUUCUCUGGGCUUCCCAAAAAGGAUUUCAAUAAACAAUGGCGUGAAAGCUUUUUACCCUUUAAACGGUUACGAUGGCACAUUAAAUAACAUACAUUUGGGUCUUAUUUCCGAUUUAAAUGCAGACUAUUUACGUCGUACUUUUGAUUAUGCUAUCGAAGUGGUAAAUUCCGAUUUGACUGUACCGCUAAGAGGCCAUCAGGAAACCAUGGAUUACGGGAAUAUUAUGCAAGGCAUUAAUCAACUGUGCAAGUUGACGAAGUUAGGCGUAGGGGGAAUUUUCGCUCCUUCUGCGGAAAAUACUGCAUCCUAUCUAAUGCAUAUGUGCGAUAGCAAAGAUAUACCAUUCAUUUACUCACACCUUAGUGGACGUUAUGACGCUUUCAAUCUACAUCCUCAUCCUUUAGAUAUUGCGAAAACAAUUCAUGCUAUUGUAGAGCAAUUUGAAUGGUCACGAUUUAUUUACCUUUACGAGAAUUCCGAAUUUCUAAGUAUAUUAGAUGCAUUGAUGUCCUUAUACGUGACGACAGGACCUGUAAUUAAUAUCAUUCAUUAUGACUUAAAUUUAAAUGGAAAUUUUAAAUCAGUUUUACGUAGAGUACGUAAAUCGGUAGAUAAUCGCAUCCUAAUUGUAGGCUCUACACAAUCGGUGGCAGAAUUAUUGAAACAAGCGCAACAAGUUGGCAUUAUGAACGAAGACUAUAAAUAUAUUAUCGGAAAUUUGGAUUUCCAUACCUUCGAUUUAGAAGAAUACAAAUAUAGCGAAGCUAAUAUUACGGGUAUGCGUAUGUUUUCGGCCGAACAAAGUGAAGUGCGAAAUCUUAUGCAAAAUUUAGGUUAUCUUGAUGAAACUACUGAACACGAAAUUAUACGUAAUGGUUCUUGCCCCAUCACUAUGGAAAUGGCUUUAACUUACGAUGCUGUGGUCGCAUUCGCCGAAACUACAAAAUAUUUGCAUUAUGCGCCACAUGCACUUAAUUGUUCAGAUUUCUCAAUUGAUGUACUAGAGGACGGUACAACUUUUAAGAAUUACAUGAGAUCGAUUUUACUUGACCGAAACACAAUAACGGGUCAUAUUUAUUUUGAAGGGUCCAUACGUAAAGGUUCUCAAUUCGAAAUUAUUGAAUUGCAGCCAACCGGUUUGAUAAAAGUUGGCACGUGGCAAGAACAUAAAAAUUUCACCUUUGAACGUCCCAUACAAAUGAAGCCUAUAGCAGAUAAUGUUGACAACUCAAUGAUAAAUAAAACACUUCGAGUUUUAAUAGCGGUGCCGAACAAACCCUAUGCCAGCUUAGUAGAAAGUCACAAGAAAUUGGAUGGCAAUAGUCAAUAUGAAGGUUAUGGUAUUGAUUUGAUUAAAGAAUUAGCCGAUAAAUUGGGAUUUAAUUUCACUUUUAUUAAUGGUGGUAACGAUUAUGGUUCAUUUAAUAAGACGACAAACGUCACCACAGGCAUGUUAAAAGAAAUGGUUGAAGGGCGUGCUGACUUAGCUGUAACCGACUUAACGAUCACUUCGGAACGUGAAGAAGUUAUUGAUUUUUCAAUACCAUUUAUGAAUUUAGGUAUAGGCAUUCUUUACCUGAAACCGCAAAAAAGCAAUCCCACUACUUUCUCAUUUAUGGAUCCAUUUUCGAAGGAAGUUUGGAUUUAUUUAGGUUUAGCUUAUUUAGGAGUAUCACUGUGCUUCUUUAUUUUGGGCCGUUUAUCGCCAACCGAAUGGGAUAAUCCUUAUCCUUGCGUAGAAGAGCCAGACGAAUUGGAAAAUCAAUUCACAAUAAAUAAUGCCCUGUGGUUUACCACAGGAGCGCUUUUACAACAGGGUUCAGAAGUGGCACCAAAAGCCUUGUCUACCAGAACCGUGGCAGCUAUAUGGUGUUUUUUUACUCUUAUAAUGGUUUCUUCGUAUACCGCAAAUUUGGCUGCAUUUUUAACCAUAGAAAAUCCUACUAGUCUUUUAGAAAACGUUCAAGAUUUGUCGGAGAACAAAGGCGGAGUACAAUACGGUGCCAAACGUACCGGUUCGACUAGGAAUUUCUUCUUAACAUCGGAAGAGGAAAUCUAUAAAAAAAUGAAUGAAUAUAUGUUAGCUCAUCCAGAAUAUCUUACCGAAACUAAUCAAGAAGGUUUGGAACGUGUGAAAUCUAGUGAUGUUCAAAAUGGUAAAACCUAUGCUUUUCUCAUGGAAUCAACGUCUAUCGAAUAUAAUACUCAACGAGAAUGUAAACUAACAAAAAUCGGUGAAGCUUUAGACGAAAAAGGUUACGGUAUAGCUAUGGUAAAAAACUGGCCGUACCGUGAUAAAUUCAACAAUGCUUUAUUGGAAUUGCAAGAACAAGGUGUUUUGGCUCAAUUAAAAAACAAAUGGUGGAACGAAAUUGGAGCCGGCGUAUGUAAUUCGAAAUCGGACGGCGGUGUCAGUCCAUUGGCUUUUAGCAAUUUGGAAGGUAUUUAUUACGUUCUAAUUGUUGGUUGUGCUAUAUCCAUGGUUUUCGGCAUAAUCAAUUGGUGCUUCGAAGUGGCCAGAAAAGCACAAAAUUAUAACGUACCGUUUAGUGCUGCCGUGAAAGAAGAGUUUAAAGCUGUUACAGAUUUUACAAAUAACGAACGUCUGCUGAAAUGCGCCAAUUCUAUAUACUCACGCAGCCGCAAUUCAUCAAUUGAUUCAACAAUAGAUUCAUUCGAAACCGAUUCGAAUGAUGAGAGUAUGAGCGAAAAUGAGAAAGAGGAAUAAAUCAAUGGAAAAGCUUUUUUACUUUCUCUUUUCAAAAUUUUCCAAUUUUAAUCAGUCGAUCUCUACUGGAAAAUCAUAGUAAAGAAUUUAGUCGCGUUUCUCUCUUGCGUUCGCAAACAUUGAAUUUGAAAUAUUUGUGUACUUGUGUCUAAAAAUGUUGAUC